AUGCUGGACUCCUCGGUGGCAGAUCGGUUGACCCGGCUGACCCUGAAACUCCUGGAGAAGAAGCUGAAGCAGGAGCGCGAGGAUGUAGAAGCGGGUUCUGAGGACCCCCACCUCACGCCCGGAAAUGAGGAUGGGCCAGAGGCCGCCCUGCGGAGCGCUCUGCGGAUGAGGAAGGACCUUCUGCAGAGACUCUGGGAACAGCACCUCCUGGAAGAGGUCUCCAGGGCCCGCGCCUGGAGGGGGCUGGACGGAGGAGCCCGUGGGUCAGUGCUGCCCCCAGAGGUGCCCCCCGUGGGCGUCCACCCCGCUGUCUCCCCGGCCCCACCCACCCUGGACCCACCGCAGAUCACCCAACACCCGGCACCCCCACCUCCCACCACCAUCAUCCAGCAGCUGCCUCAGCAGCCACUCAUCGCACAGAUUCCCCUUCCCCAGGCCUUCCCCACUCAGCAGUCAGGAAGCAUCAAGGAAGACGUGGCGGAGAUGAUGCUGAUGCAGAACGCACAGAUGCACCAGAUCCUCAUGCAGAACCUGAUGCUCAGAGCCCUGCCCCCGUCAGCGCUCGUGCCCGGCCCCCCGCGCCGCCCCCCGCAGGACCUGCAGUGGGCUCGCCCCGCCGUCCUGCGAGCCAAGAGGCAGAAGCCGCCCUCUGUGCACCACCAUUACCACUACGCGCCCCCAGCCCCGCUGCAGGCCAGCCCCACUCCUGGCUCCCCGGCGGGUUACUCCACGUGGCCCCCGGUGGUCUCCGCCACUGCCCUCCCUCCUGCUGCCAGCUUCCUGCCCACCGUGUGGCACGUGGCCGGUCCCUCAGUGGCCGCCCUUAGCACGCUCCAGGCCUGUGACCCCACGGCGGGCUCGGGUAAGCGGCAGGCCCUCGUGCUCCCCCAGGGGGAUGAGGGUCACGAGGAGACACGGGGGUUCAUCAGGAGACAUGGCUCAGGAGCCAGGAGAGAAAAGGUCGACUGA
Messenger RNA from Balaenoptera ricei (Rice's whale), 969 nucleotides. RefSeq names its product chromosome 4 C21orf58 homolog (gene C4H21orf58). The record is from RefSeq and is a predicted model, not a curated record. Lineage: Eukaryota; Metazoa; Chordata; Mammalia; Artiodactyla; Balaenopteridae. Bases 1 to 969 code for a protein of 322 amino acids. The transcript is spliced from 8 exons.